CCGCUUUACGGAAGUUGACGUUGCUAACGACAGAGGCAUCUUUUCUGAUCUUAUCCAUCAUCUGAAUUGGGAGUAAAACUUCAACAUCCAGUUUUCCGAGUUUGCAGCUGUAAUGUGGGACGUGUGUCAUGUUGACUCUGGGUCUCUGGACUGAUGGCAGCUCUAGCGGUGUUGCGUUAUGCCGGCAGCAGUCCUCUGCUCUGGGGUUGGGGGCCCAUUCUGUUUGGCCUGUUGGGGUCUGUGUUUGUCCUGCUGCUGCCUUUAGUGGGCAUCGAGGAGCAAUGCUGUGCCACGCUCAAGGGUCUCGCUCUUCUGCGCUGUCAGAUGUGGGGGAGCGUCCAGAGGCCUGUAGUUCACACCACCAGCCUGACGGUUCCUUUCACAGCACUAGACCUCCUGCCACAAAAAGUCAAGCCCAGUAAAGAGACUCAGUUGGAGGCAAAAGCAGCUCUCCAGCAGGCUCUGGAGAUGAAGAAAAGUGGAAAAAGGGAGAAAGCCCACAAGCUGCUUGUCCACGCGCUCAACAUGAACCCAGAGUUUGUGGAAGCCCUCACAGAAUUAGGAACCAUCCUGGAGGAGGAAAAAGACGUCGUCCAAGCGGACCACCUCUACACCAAAGCCCUCGCCAUCUCACCGUGCCACGAAAAGGCUCUGGUGAGCCGGGAUCGCACGCUUCCAUUAGUCGAAGAAAUCGAUCAGCGACACUUUGGGAUUAUUGAUGGGAAAGUGCGACGCCUCAUGUCCAUCCCCAAAGGCAACUCUGCCUUGCGUCGGGUCAUGGAGGAAACCUACUACCAUCAUAUUUACCACACCGUAGCCAUCGAAGGCAACACGCUCACUCUGUCUGAGAUCCGCCAUAUUAUUGAGACCAGAUAUGCCGUGCCAGGAAAGAGUCUUCAAGAACAGAAUGAGGCCAUCGGUGUUGAUGUUGCCAUGAAGUACAUUAACACCACCCUACUAUCCCGGGACGGAGCAAUAACCGUAAACGACAUCCUAGAAAUUCACAGACGGGUCCUAGGCUAUGCUGAUCCCGUGGAAGCUGGACGUUUUCGUGUUAACCAAGUGUUCGUGGGACAUCACAUCCCACCGCAUCCACAGGACUUGGACAAACACAUGCAGGAGCUGGUGCAGUGGCUGAACUCAGAGGAAGCGCUUCACCUGCACCCGGUGGAGUUUGCCGCUCUGGCGCAUUAUAAACUUGUUUACGUUCAUCCGUUCGUUGACGGGAAUGGGCGAACGUCAAGACUGCUGAUGAAUUUAAUACUAAUGCAAGCUAGUUAUCCACCAAUUACCAUUCGGAAAGAGCAGAGGGCGGAGUAUUACGCGGCGCUGGAUACAGCCAAUGAGGGCGACGUUAGACCCUUUAUUCGAUUUAUUGCGAAAUGCACAGAAAUGACACUCGAUACGCUGCUGAUCGCCACAACUGAACAUGCGGUCGGGCUGCCUGGUGCCAGUAAUCACGCCUGCCCUGACUGUAAACAGACCAUUCCAGUGCACAGCUGAGAGAGAGGCAUGUUGGGAAAUGUAACGCAAAUUUGCAUGUGUGUGGAAGCUGAAGUGCCAUCAAGCUCUGUUAUAGAUCAAUGUCCAACCUUGUACUGUGAAUUUAGCCCUACGUGGAUUCAUUGCGGAUCCAUUUUCAAGGUAUUUUUGCCCAGAAAUGUAAAAGUACUUAUCCUUAAGUGGAUCAAAAUAUUUAUGAGUUGUUUUUUCUGUUGAACACAAGAUAUUUUGAUGUAAAAUAUUUCAAAUUUCAUAGUAGGAAAAAAACACUAUGGCCAAGACAAGUCAAAGUUUAGCAGAUAUCAACGUUCUUUAAUACAUUUUGUGUUAUACAGUUAAAACAAAUGAUUAUGAUUACACCAUUUACAUUCUGGGUGAACUGUCCCUUUAAGGGUGUUAUACAGUAUAAUUAUUAGUGAAUCUGAAAGUUAAAAUGUUGCCAUUAUUUACAGCCCCUCGUGUCUUUCAGCACCCAGACAUAUUUGUUGAACUUUGGGACACAAAUGAAGAUUUUUCCAUUGAAAGUGUUCACUCCAAGCGCCAAAAAGUUCUUAAAGAGAUGUAAAUCCCUAUGAAGUGAGUUUAAUCUAAAUUUUCAGAAGAAAUGCAAUCAGAUUUCAGCUUUUAUUCAUUGUAAGCGUCGCCUUUGAUCGAUGUUUAUGAGAGUUCAAAUUUGAUGGCAGAAUCUUAGUGAUGCUUGAUUGGUGUGUGAGAACCAAUGAGGUUUAUUCUUAGAUGUCACAUGGCAUUUUUGAGCUUCCACAAGAACCAAUGUGAUUUGUUCUCAAGCACCGAUCAGUGUCAAAUAGUUAAUCACAUUCCAAAAUAAGUUUUUAUUUACAUAAUACAAGCAUGUACUGUGCAUAUUUUUAAAC
Molecule: messenger RNA, 2378 nt
Organism: Danio aesculapii
Lineage: Eukaryota; Metazoa; Chordata; Actinopteri; Cypriniformes; Danionidae
Gene: ficd
Product: FIC domain protein adenylyltransferase
Exons: 3
Coding region: 154-1503 (449 amino acids)
Molecular function (GO): protein binding
Source: RefSeq, a predicted model, not a curated record